AGGUUGCUGCUGAUGAGAGGACUGGCGUUGCUUUGUGCAUGUUCACUCAGUAUUGGCAGCCACUACGGGAGGAAUCUUCUUGGACCUUUGAAGUCUCGACUUCAUCGCGAGAUGGGCACGAACAACACGGAAUUUAGCUUGCUGGUAUCAGCUUUGAGCCUCAAUUCCACAUGGACCCCCAUUCUGGGUGGCUUGCUCGCGUCUCGUUUAGGGGCAACAUACACGAGCAUCCUUGCAACAAGCAUUAUACUCUUGGGACAGGCCGUUCUCCUUAUCGGCAACUUGUCCGCCAGCGUCCGUAUGAUGGCAUUUGGGCUUUUUAUCUUUGGACUAGGAGUUAGCCCACUCGCGGUUGUGCAAGAGACCAUCAUCGUACGCUUUUUCCAUUCACACGGACUUGGGAUAUCCAUGGCACUUGGCCUUGUGGCAGGAAAGGCGGCAUCCUUCGUUGCUGCACGGACGUCUUACCCGCUGUCGCAGCACUACGGACCUCACGCCCCGUUCGUAGUAGCAACUACUCUUGCAGCUCUAUCUGUCGGCAUAAAUCUAUCAUACGUUGCUGCGUCAAGGUGGAUCAUCAAGGAAACAGACACUGAGAUGGAGGCUGCUGAAAUAUCCGAGGAUGCGCGCCGGUAUCGCUUAGCCCAGAACCUGUCCGAAGCAGAUGCUCUGGAUGCGGUGGCAAGGAAGAAGCGAGUUCACAUUCGGGAUAUAACCAAGCUGGGAGAUGUAUUCUGGGCAUAUAUUGCAAUCAACAUCCUAUGUGGGUCGAUUUGGGAGCCGUUCCAUCAUCUCGCGCCGAACAUCAUCCAACUGCGGUACGAUCUCAGUGAAUCUCAAGCAAGCGACGAAGCGUCCUGGUUGCUCGCUGGUAGCGUCGUUUUGUAUCCCAUCGUUGGUCUGGUGGUGGAUCGUUUCAGGGCUCGAGGAAUUGUCCUUCGGUUGUUGCUGUUGUCAUCCAUCCUCACAUUUCUCUGCUAUAUCUGGCUGGCCUUACCUCCGCAUGCAACGGGAACUGCCAUGCCUGCCAUCAUCUCCUUCUGUGUCGGCCAGGGAUUCGCACCCUUGCUUCUCGUCGUCAUUGUUCCGGAGCUCGUCGCGUCGAAGUUUGUCUCGACUACGCUUGGCGUACAUAAAUCUCUUGAACAAACAGGAUCUGUUACAUUUCAAACGCUUGCGGGACUAUCCCUGGAUACGGAUAAGCCGUCUUCAGGAGACAAAGGGAAUCCCACGGCUAUUCAACACCUCUUAAACACCUUUGCAUCCCUCAACGUCCUCCAGUUCUGUGGUAUCCUCGCCCUGCGAUACCUGGAUAGACACAGGAGAGCAGCAGCACUCGCAUCCGACCCGGCCUAUUUGGCCCCCGAAUCAGGUUCUACGGACAGAGAAAACGACCCCCGGAGAAGGGUCAAGGAGGCCAUGGAUGUCAAUGUCCUCCACGAUGCAUUUGAAGAUGACGAACACGAGCCGCUCCCGUCCACGUCCUUUCCCGAACAACGUCGGCCUCUUCUGCCACAGCGGCAUUCACAAGUGUCAGAGGACGAACGGCGUUUGCAGGACGAGGUAGAUGCUGGCCGUGACUUGAAGGGAGUGGCACUUUCGCAUGAGGAAGUACGGAGAGGCGAAUGUUUUGCCAUCUCUGGCACUUUACUCAUCGUGUUGACAUGGGUGCUUUUUAUGGUAACAGCAUGGUUGAAGCUACGAUCAAAGGCGGAUAGGGAAGGUCCACCUAGCUAAGCUAUAAUAGCAAUAUCAAAGAUGAGAUGUACGAUAGUGGAUAGGUUCAUGAUAAAUUGGCCAGAAAUAAUACGAUGAAGGAGCUCGCGUCGUAGUCCUGUUCGACUCUAGUCCACGAUGAAUUACAGCCGCGUUACUGUAACUCGCGGAUCAUACGAGCUUCUGCGUUGGAUCUAGUACUUUUCCAGGUUCUAUCUCUUGUCCGGUAUUCCAAGUGCCUAUGCAGAUGUUUGCAAUGGUAAUGAAUAACGUCAGGGUGGUCAGGCUGAACACUGUCCAUCCAAGUGCUUCAAUCGUGAGUGAUUGACGACAUGUUGAGAUGGCUUCCCGUCCUGGACAGAGUCCUCCCGUGCGGGUGACGGACAUAAGCCCGGAGGUAAUACCCCAUAAAACGGCGGUGAUUAACAACCAACAUAUAGAACUGGCAAUAUCGGCGAGGAUGCGCCGAGCACCGUCGAUGGCAGAUAAUAAAUAAACCGUGGCGAAGAGAACAGUCCAGCUGGAAGUGAAGCAUAUUGCAAUUAAAAGAGCAUGAUAGGGCUUGCCGACGAAGUGGUGCUCUUCAUUCCCAGCAGCAAUCCGGAAGACGGUGACUCCAAGCUCCGCCAGGGAUACAAGGCCCACCAGGAGGAACAGAAAGACGUGAGACUGGCCUCCUCCAACGACAGGCGCGACCAUGAUGUGAAGUUGGGUUCGAGUGCGCUCAGCCGUCAGCUAAGUAGGCCUCGCCGCGUUCCAUGGGCAUGUCGCCU
Punctularia strigosozonata HHB-11173 SS5 is the source of this 2489-nucleotide messenger RNA. Its product is annotated as MFS general substrate transporter. Gene Ontology annotation, biological process: transmembrane transport. The record is from RefSeq and is a predicted model, not a curated record. The transcript is spliced from 10 exons. Gene Ontology annotation, molecular function: transmembrane transporter activity. NCBI's taxonomy places the organism in Eukaryota, Fungi, Basidiomycota, Agaricomycetes, Corticiales, Punctulariaceae. Bases 13 to 1737 code for a protein of 574 amino acids.